AAAAAUGAGUGUAAUUUCGCGGGUGAAAUAAAACCCCAGUGCCCCACCCCCGGGGUGUGUGUGUGUGUGUGUGUGUGAUAUCUUUGAGGAAGAGAAAGCACCUUGGCAGUCGCGCGAGCCGAUGAGAAGCGCUCGGAUAUUUAAUCAUGGCCUUGCACGGAGGGAGAGCUCUGCUGCUGCUACUGAAGUGUGCGCGUGGAGGAAGAUCGCAUUUCUGGCGCGACCUCAGCCCGGUUCCGAAGCUGCUCUGUCGCGCGAGACCUCUCUCCAGCGCUGCUCCGAGCUCGCUCCUGGCUGGUAAGACGCACGCGGAGCUGCGCGAGCUCUCAGCCCGGGAACCGGAGCGCUUCUGGGACAGUGUUGCGCGUGAGAGGAUCACGUGGAUUCGGGGUUUUGAGCGCGUGCAGGAUUGCGAUCUGGGACGCGGGAAGAUCGGCUGGUUCCUCGGGGGGCAACUGAACGUUUCCGUAAACUGUCUGGAUGUACACGUUGCUAAAGAUCCGAAUCGUGUGGCUCUGAUCUGGGAGAGAGAUGACCCAGGGACAGAGGAGAUGGUCACCUAUAGAGAACUGCUGGAGAUGACCUGUCGCUUAGCCAACACGCUAAAGAGCCACGGCAUAAGGAAAGGAGACCGCGUGGCCAUCUACAUGUCCAUGUGUCCCAUGGCGGUGGCGGCCAUGUUGGCGUGCGCGAGGAUCGGAGCGGUUCAUACUGUCGUGUUCGCUGGGUUCAGCUCCGACGCUCUGGCAGACCGGAUUCAGGAUGCUGAGUGUAAAGUGGUGAUCACGUGUAAUCAGGGUGUGAGAGGUGGACGUGUCAGCAAUCUGAAGGUGACGGUGGACGCGGCAGUAAAGUCCUGUCCCUCAGUGAAGAGCGUUCUCGUGGCUCAGAGAACCAAUCACAGUGUGCCGAUGGGAGAACUGGACACGCCCCUGGAGGAGGCGAUGGCGCAGGAGUCGUGUGUGUGUCCUCCAGAGCCCAUGGACAGUGAGGACAUGCUGUUUCUGCUCUACACAUCAGGCAGCACGGGAAAACCUAAAGGCAUCGUCCACACCCAGGCUGGAUACCUGCUCUACACCUCUCUAACACACCAGUACGUGUUUGAUUACUGCCCCGGGGAUGUGUUCGGCUGUGUUGCUGAUAUCGGAUGGAUCACUGGUCACAGCUAUGUGGUGUACGGACCACUCGCUAAUGGAGGAACUACUGUACUGUUUGAGAGCACACCUGUGUAUCCCAAUCCAGGUCGGUACUGGGAGAUGGUACAGAGGUUGAGGAUUAAUCAGAUUUAUGCGGCUCCCACGGCUCUCAGGCUGCUGCUGAAGUACGAAGACAGCUGGGUGAAGAAGCACGACCGCUCGUCCCUCAGAACCCUCGGCUCAGUUGGAGAACCUAUCAAUCAUGAAGCGUGGGAUUGGUUCUACAACGUUGUGGGAGAAGGACAAUGCCCCCUGGUGGACACAUGGUGGCAGACAGAGACAGGAGGAGUGUGUAUCGCUCCUCGACCUGCCGAGCCCGGCGCUGAGAUACGGCCGGCCAUGGCCAUGAGGCCUUUCUUUGGUAUUCAGCCUGCGUUAAUGGAUGAAGCGGGCCAGGUCCUGACAGGAAAUGAUGUCAGUGGCGCUCUGUGUAUCGGUCAACCGUGGCCCGGAAUGGCCAGAAGCAUCUAUGGAGAUCAUCAGAGAUUUGUGGACGCAUAUUUUAAACCCUAUCCUGGUUAUUAUUUUACUGGUGAUGGAGCAUUCCGGACAGCAGACGGACAUUACCAGAUCACCGGACGGAUGGAUGACGUCAUCAAUGUCAGCGGUCAUCGUUUGGGAACGGCGGAGAUCGAGGACGCCCUGGAUGAACAUCCAGAUGUUCCUGAGACUGCAGUCAUUGGAAUUUCUCAUGAUGUUAAAGGAGAAGUUCCGUUUGCGUUUGUGGUUAUGAAGGAGAACGUGUCAGAGAACCAGGAGGCCGUGGUGAAGGAGUUGAGACAGCUGGUGGCCACCAAGAUCGCCAAAUACGCCGUACCUGACCACUUUCUGGUGGUGAAGCGUCUUCCAAAGACUCGCUCGGGAAAGAUCAUGAGGAGAAUUCUCCGGAAGGUGGCCAUGGGGGAGCUGGACAGUCUUGGGGAUGUCUCCACGCUGGACGACCCGUCUGUAGUGAGCGAGAUCAUCGAGGCUCAUCAGAGCUACAGGAACCAAGCAGUUAGGGCGUGACAUCACAGCCAACAUGGUGGGGGAGGGGCAAUGACAGGAAGUACAUCUGAGAAACAGGAAAUAAGAAAGUCAUUAAAGACAUAAAAGGGCUUUUCACACUGCGCUUAACCCCGGGUUAUCUUCAUUCUAAACACCGCUUUUAACCCCGGGUAACAAGACGUUUCACACCUGUAAUCUGAGAGCGCUUUACCCGGGGUUAUGAAACCCUGCUCCGGAGCAGGGUUAGCACUGCAUUUGCCGUGUUAACCCCACAUUGCAGUGCUAAGUUUGUUCAAUGUGAAACAGAGCAGUGUUUGACAGCCAAUCAGAAAUUGAGCAGCGAGGCUCAUGUCACAUCCGUAACAGGAAACGUGCAUCAUGUAAACAGCAGACAGUGUUGCCAGAUUGUGCGAGUUCCCACCCAAUUGGGCUACUUUCGGUUACGUCUAACCGGAAAAAAUUCAUUGGGCGGGUUAGAAUUUAGGCUGGUUUUUUAUGCAACUGGUGGGUUUUUAUUUUUGACUAUAAACAUGAUAUUUUAUUAACUUUCCAUUCAAACGAACUUUACAAUAAAGUAUAAUAUGUAGUGUUGACCUUUUAAUUAUAUGGUUUUAAUCUGCAUUUGGGCUGGAAGUCAACACUGACAGCAGCUGGUGAGAGAAAAGUAAGAAAAUGUCAAAAGAUGGAAAGCGUGUGAACUGGAGUGAUGAGGAGACUGGAGUGAUGAGAUGGUAUUAUUCUUACAGCAUUUUUUAAAAUGGGGUUAACAAUUCAAGUGUGAAAAGCCCUAAUGAAAUGAUAAAGGUUAUGUUUGUAAUAAAGCAUUAAUAACCUGCGCUAUUAAAGCAGGAUUUUAUUGUAGAGCAUUUUGUUGUCCUGUGAAUAAGCUGAGGAUAAAAUUCUGUGGAAUCAAAACUGAUAAAAAGCUUCAUCUAAUGACUCUGAUAUCAAAAUUAGCACAUAUGAGGUCAUGACCACGCCCUCAACUAUGCCUGCCACGCCCACUCAGGUUAUUACUGUGAGAUCUGGAGACUCUUGUGUGUUGUCGGGUCAAACACUAACAUGCUUCCUCAGGAUAAAGCUCUCUCUCUCUCUCUUUCUCUCUCUCUCUUUCUCUCUCUCUCUCUCUCUCUCUCUCUCUUAUAACCCUUCAUAAUGCUCCAUAACUCCUUUAUGAACAUAUUUUUGAACGAUUCUAAAACAUGACACAGCACUGGGUGGGAACUAAGGAAUUCUUGUUCAAAAUGUAUUCUUCUUUAUAAAGUGUUAAUUUAUUUAUUAAAACAGAAAUACUUAAAUAAACACAAAUGCUGCUCUUUACUAUGAACAUUUAUAAACCUUUAUAAAGCCUUAUAAACUCCAGGACAGUAGAGAUUAUUAAACACCUCCAUCAGAGGGAGGAAUAAGUGCCUUUUAUCAAUUAAAUGAUUCUGACAGGUUAUAUUUUAUUAUUAUUAUUCAUAUUCUUAUUAUAUUAAUGUUAAAGCACCGAAGUGACCACGGUGCCUUAUAACCACAGGUUAUGUAGAGAGCAUAACUACUUAUUUUAAAUAAGCAAUAAUAAAGAAUCUGAAUUAAACAGGUAUAUUAUCUUCUACUGUAAAUUGUAUUCUGUUAUUAUAAUAAUCUAAUCACGCAGUAAUCAGCUCUAAUCAUUAGGAACAUUAACCCUUAACGAGCCGAGCAAUUAAAGACUUCAUCUCCUGUUUCUUCUGGUCUAGUGUUCACCUUACUUCAUCUGUCUCUGUCUCUCUCUCUCUCUCUCUCUCUCUCUGCUCAUUAUAAAGGUCAUGUCCAGUGAUGAUGUGAAUUGUGUGUGUGUGUGUAAUGGGUUUAGACACUGAACACUGUAGUGCUCUAUUAAAUGAACUGUGAUUAAAACUUUCAAAUAAAAUCCGAUUAAUGAUC
Messenger RNA from Hemibagrus wyckioides, 4091 nucleotides. It is a transcript of the gene acss1, whose product is annotated as acyl-CoA synthetase short chain family member 1. Gene Ontology annotation, cellular component: mitochondrion. The coding region runs from base 147 to 2204 and encodes 685 amino acids. Gene Ontology annotation, molecular function: acetyl-CoA synthetase activity; AMP binding. The transcript has 14 exons. NCBI's taxonomy places the organism in Eukaryota, Metazoa, Chordata, Actinopteri, Siluriformes, Bagridae. The record is from RefSeq and is a predicted model, not a curated record.